AUGAACAUGAACAGGCUCAGGGUGAGCAGAGACGUGGAGGUGUCGGUCACAGGAUUUUCCAACCUGCCACUUCACAUCCAAGACUUCCUGUUUUACCGCCAUUGCCGUUAUUUCCCAAUGCUGCUGAACGUUCCCAAUAAGCGUGGUGGUCCACAGAAUUCUGCACACGUGUUUCUUCUGCUGCUCAUCAAAAGCUCUCCGGCCAACUACGAGCGACGGGAGGUCCUGCGUAAAACGUGGGCAGCAGAGAGGAUGCAGAAUGGCAAACAGAUUCGCACGGUGUUCUUGUCUGGGACCAGUGGAGACGGCUACGAGAAGAUGAGGCUGAACAAAGUCCUGUGACUGGAGAACCGUGAACACCAAGACAUUCUACUGUGGGACUUCACGGAUUCCUUCUACAACCUCACCCUGAAGCAGGUCCUGUUCAUGGAGUGGCUGGAGAGAUGGUGUCCCAAUGCACACUUCCUGCUCAACAGAGAUGAUGACAUUUUCACCAACACAGAUAACAUGGUGGAGUAUCUGAAAGGGCAGGGCGACAGGGAUGGAAACAAACACCUCUUUGUUGGAAGCUUGGCCUUUUAUUUGGGUCCCAUUUGAAAGAGAGUCCAAGUGCAUGAGUCAGACCGCUAUCCUCCUUAUUGUGGUGGAUGUGGAUUUUUGCUCUCACGGUUCACUGCCAGGACUAUCCACAAUAUGUCCCAGUCCAUCACCCUGAUGCCCAUCGAUGAUGUUUACAUAGACAUGUGUCUGGAAAAGGCUGGUCUCAAACCUGAGUCACACAUUGGUGUGAGGACUACUGCUCUGUAUAUUCCCUCUCAGAAGGUGGACUCAUUCGACCCCUGCUACUACCGAGAGAUACUCCUGGUCCACCGGUUCCUCCCUUACCAGAUUCUCAUGUGGCAUGAAAUUCACCGGGAUGAUUUAGAAUGUGCAAAGACAUGA
This is a messenger RNA of Electrophorus electricus (electric eel), 942 nucleotides long. NCBI's taxonomy places the organism in Eukaryota, Metazoa, Chordata, Actinopteri, Gymnotiformes, Gymnotidae. The record is from RefSeq and is a predicted model, not a curated record.